AUGAAUAUUUUAAUUAUUGGAAACGGUGGACGAGAGCAUGCGUUGCUUUGGAAACUACAACAAUCAUCAGAAGUUGGAAGUGUUUUCGUUGCUCCUGGCAAUGGUGGCACAGAAUUGAAUGUCGAUAUCAGAAGUGAGGAUAUUGAUGGCAUAUGCACAUUCUGCACCGAUCAUAAUAUCAAAUUGAUAAUUAUUGGUCCUGAGGUACCAUUGGCUAACGGAAUAGUGGAUGAAAUAAAUCAAAGACAUCUGGAUCUGAUGGUAUUUGGUCCAUCCAUGAAAGGAGCAAUGCUUGAAGCCUCAAAAGUCUAUGCGAAAAAUUUUAUGAAGCUUUGCAAAAUUGAAACAGCAGAUUUCGUUAUUGUUUCUAAUGAAGAAGAAUUGGAUGAUUAUUUCAAAAAAAAAAACAAAUUCAAAAAUUGCGUUAUAAAAGCUGAUGGAUUAGCUGGAGGAAAAGGAGUUUUCAUUGCUAAAGAUCUCGCCGACGCUAAAAUUCAAGCAAAAGCAAUUUUAAAGGGAAAAUUUGGAAACGCUGGCGAUAAAAUUGUGAUCGAGGAGAAAUUAGAAGGCUACGAAGUGUCUGCACUGGCCUUCUGUGAUGGCAAGAGUUUUUCUCGAAUGCCUUUGGUCCAGGAUCACAAACGUCUUUUAAAUAACGAUUUGGGCCCCAAUACAGGUGGUAUGGGUGUCGUUGCUCCGAUUCAAGUAUCCGCCGAAAUCAAUGACAAGAUUGACACUCUGUUUGAAAAAACAUUACAAGGAUUAAAUGACAUGGGAAUUUUUUAUUGUGGAAUUAUAUAUGCUGGAAUUAUGAUUAUUGAAUCGGAGCCGUAUCUGCUCGAGUACAAUUGUCGUUUUGGAGAUCCUGAAACUCAAGUUCUCAUGCGCUUAUUGGAAUCAGAUUUGUAUGAUGUAAUCAUAAGCUCUUAUGGUGUUGUAUUAGCAAGCAGUAACUACCCGAAUUCAGGAGAUUUCGGAGCAAUUAUAACAAAUGUUCCGGAAAAAGAUGAAAAGACAGUGAUUUUCCAUGCAGGGACCAAGAAGGAACACGAUAAACUUGUAACAAAUGGGGGAAGGAUCUUCUGUAUCACAGUAGUUGAUAGUAAUUUUAAAAGCUGUCAAGAUGUGGCGAAUAAAGUUGCAAACAUUAUUACAUUCCCUGGAAAACAAUUUCGAACAGAUAUUGGCCAGAAAAUGAUCGCAAUGCUUUCUUGCUCACCUCUUACAUCAAUAUCAUAUGCUGAAAGCGGUGUUAAUGUUGAGGAAGGGAAUCAGUUCGUUGAUAAUAUCAAACAAUUUGUUCAAAAAACAUUACAACCUGGAACUUAUCAGAUCGGCGGAUUCGGAGCAAUGAUUGACUUAAGAGCUUUCAAUUUCUCAUACCCACAAUUAGUAAUUGGUAUGGAUGGUGUCGGGACAAAAAUUGAAGUUGCCACCAAAUGUCAAAACUUUACCAAUAUUGGCUACGAUGUUGUUGCAAUGUGCGUGAACGAUGUUCUUUGCCAUUGCGCGCGACCGAUUGCAUUCUUAGAUUAUUAUGUUUGCGGUAGAUUAAAUCGUACAGCCGCAGCGGUUGUUGUAGAAUCUGUUGCCGCCGCUUGUAUUGAGGCUGGGUGUUCCCUUAUAGGUGGUGAAACGGCUGAAAUGCCUGGUGUCUAUAAUACAGAACAGUGGGACAUAGCAGGUUGCGCAAUCGCUUGUCGAGAAUCUCACUGGCCGACACUUCCAUUAACCUCAAAAAUACGUGAAGAAGAUAUCGUUAUCGGCCUUUCUUCAUCAGGCCUCCAUUCCAAUGGUUUUUCCCUAUUGAGAACAGUAAUGAAAAAGAAUGGUGUAAAAUACACUGACAACGUUCCUUGGGAUAACAAUAUCACAUUUGGUGAAAUUUUAUUGAGACCUACUCGAAUUUAUAUCAAAAAUGUGCUACCCCUGCUGAAAGAUGGAAAAGUUCUUGCUUGUGCUCAUAUCACAGGCGGCGGACUUGUCGAAAAUUCAAUCAGAGUAUUUGAUAAGGACACCAAAUUAAAAAUUAACAUAAAUUGCACAAGUUGGAAGCCGCCAGAAAUUUUCCAAUGGAUAGCAUCUGCUGGGCCUGUAAACAGCAUAGAAAUGCUUAAAACAUUCAAUUGUGGUAUUGGAUUAAUGCUAAUCGUACCGAAAUCAGCUUCAAAUCAAAUUCUCAAGUAUUUUCGAGAUCUAGAUGAAGCUGUUUCAGUUUUGGGAAAUGUGGAAUAUCGAAGUGAGAAAGAAUCUCAAAUAAAUUUAAUUAACCACGAAAAUCUUUUUGACUAUUCAAAAUAUCGUAGCCAACUUCGAAAGGUCCGGGUUGCACUGCUAAUAUCUGGUAGAGGAACAAACAUGCAAAAGUUAAUCGAAAGAUCGAAAUGUUCAGAUAGUAAUUGUGAGAUUGUUGUUGUCAUUUCAAAUAAAUCUGAUGCACUGGGCCUUCAAAUUGCAUCUCAAAUGGGUGUGGCAACUAAAUUUAUACCCCAUACCAAAGAUCGUGUGUCAGGUGAAAAGGAAGUUGUUAAAUGUUUGAAAAGUUACAAAGCCGAGAUGAUUUGUUUGGCCGGUUACAUGCGAAUGUCCGCCAUUCAAGAUGCGCUUUCGUUUGGUGCCAAAGUCACUGGAUGUACUGUUCAUUUUGUUGAUGAAUUUAUUGACCAUGGCGAUAUAAUUGCUCAGCGAGCUGUUCCAAUCAAGCAACGUGACACUCUGGAGACUUUGCAAAAGCGAAUUCAAGAACAAGAGCAUAUUAUUUUUCCAGAAGCCAUGAUUUCGGUUGCACAAAACAUAUUGAAAGAAGAUGGCUACGAUUUACUAUAA
This is a messenger RNA of Caenorhabditis bovis, 2826 nucleotides long. The record is from the annotation of a GenBank genome assembly. Lineage: Eukaryota; Metazoa; Nematoda; Chromadorea; Rhabditida; Rhabditidae.